CCCCCUCCCUCCCUUCCUCCCUCCCUCCCUCCUCAGCAUCCUUCUGCUUCACCGCAUUAGCUCCGGGCAAAACCGGGGACCCAGCUCCAUCCCCUUGCUCUCACCCGACCGCUUGACUGUGUGCAGGGUGUAUGAAAGUAAGACACUGCUUCUCACUGGCUGAUGUGUGGCUGCAUGUGCAGGAGGCGGUCAGAGCCGCUGUCGGUUACUUUAGCUAGCCAGCUAGCUUAGCGGCUAACGCUAGCAACGACUGCGAUGCCCAGUGUCACGGUGCAGGAUGUCAACCAGCAGGAGUUCGUCAGGACUCUGUCUGCUUUCCUCCGAAAGUCUGGCAAACUGAAGGUCCCAGAGUGGGUUGACACCGUGAAGCUGGCCAGGCACAAGGAACUGGCUCCCUGUGAUGACAACUGGUUUUACACCAGAGCAGCAUCCACAGCCCGCCACCUGUACCUGCGAGGAGGCGUAGGUGUGGGCUCCAUGAUCAAGAUCUACGGUGGGCGUCAGAGGAACGGCGUGUGCCCCGCCCACUUCAGCGUUGGCUCCAGGAAUGUGGCGAGGAAGGUCCUCCAGGCGCUGGAGGGCCUCAAGAUGGUGGAGAAGGACCCCAGUGGGUCGCUUCAGCAAACAAGAAGCAGCGAAGUUUACAAAGCGCCAUCUGAGGAAUGGAUACAAAGAAAUUCCAGACAAAGUGAAAUGCAGUUAUGCCUUACUGCUUAUUUACUCAAGUCUGCUUGUUUCCCUUAUCUACUCCGGUGAACCACAUUAACCGAGUACAAAAGGCAUUUCACAGAGAUGCAUGUGUCUAUAGUACAGCACGUACAAAUUAAAUAUUAUAUUAUACAUGCAUGUUUUAUUUUUCCCAGUUUGAAAUUCAUCACGAAUUUCAAGACACCGGUGGCCGUGUGACAGAAAAAGAGAAUGGGCUCAGAAGCACUGAACUAAAUGUAAAAAAAACAAAACAAAAUGGAUGUUGAUGAAUAUUUUUAUUGAUUCAUCCAAUUCUUUGCCUUCACUGUUGCCAUAAUCUUUUGUUUAUGAGAUGAAUGACAUAAUAAUACACAAGGUGCUGUGAAUUAACGGA
Molecule: messenger RNA, 1081 nt
Organism: Scophthalmus maximus (turbot)
Lineage: Eukaryota; Metazoa; Chordata; Actinopteri; Pleuronectiformes; Scophthalmidae
Product: 40S ribosomal protein S19
Exons: 5
Coding region: 256-756 (166 amino acids)
Biological process (GO): translation; ribosomal small subunit assembly
Cellular component (GO): ribosome; cytosolic small ribosomal subunit
Molecular function (GO): structural constituent of ribosome; RNA binding
Source: RefSeq, a predicted model, not a curated record